Molecule: messenger RNA, 2167 nt
Organism: Bradysia coprophila
Lineage: Eukaryota; Metazoa; Arthropoda; Insecta; Diptera; Sciaridae
Molecular function (GO): protein binding
Source: RefSeq, a predicted model, not a curated record
GAUUUUUAGUUUUGUUUGAGUCGUGUUGCGAGUAAGUUCAGCUAUUGCAAAAAAAAAUGAAGUGCCGGCUUCUUGUUAUUUUAAUAUUAACGGCGAAUGUAGUGCAGGCAAAAUAUUUUAAAUGUAAAGAAAAUUACUCCAGUCAUUGUACAAUUACUGAUGUGGGACCGGAAGACAAUAAGGUUGUUUUGGAUAAUUAUGGCAAUGGCAACUAUCGGACUAUAACGCAGCUGACGAUAUUAAAUUCCACAAUGGACGAUAUUCCAUCAAUUUCAUCACCGUAUUCCUUAAACCUCUACUACUUAAAUUGCAUCGGAUGUGGAUUGGCUGACAUCACAAAACAUUCAUUUACUCCACUCAGCCAGUUAGUAUCGCUAAAUAUUUCUUACGGAUCGUAUACAAAAUUGCAAAAGAAUUUAUUCAGUCAACUACCUUCACUAAUACACUUAAAUGUAAGUCAUGGAGCUAUUACUCUAAUCGAUGACGCAGCCUUUUUCAAUUUGGUAAAAUUACAAGGAUUGGAUCUUUCACACAACACCAUUUCCAAUAUAACUUCGAAUAUGUUUACAUCGCUGCCGGAGUUGUGUAUGUUAAAUUUGUCACACAACCGUCUCAAUAUCAUAGAAAAUGGUUUCUUUGUUAACAACACCAAGCUGGAUUAUUUAGAUCUUGCUCAUAACGAUAUCAGCAGAGUAGACGGUCGAUUAUUAUUCACUCCUUCGAAAAUUGUUUCAGAAUUAAUGCUAUCAUACAACCAACUAACAGCAUUCGAAACUCAGAAUGUGGCUAACAUUUGGGUGGACCACAACAGAAUAAAACAACUUCGAAUUUCGAGUUCAGUUCAUUUGAUGAAUGCUAAUAGCAAUGAAAUUGAAAAAUUGAUCUGUGAUGAAAAUGUCAGUCAAAUAAUGUCCUUAGACUUGACCAACAAUUCUUUAAAGGAAUUGGGUUGUAUUGGCUCACUCACUCAAUUGACCACGCUAUAUCUCGACCAAAACGAUUUGGGAAAGUUGAAUCAGAGCACAUUUGCAGCACUAUCAGAACUGACGUCAUUGAGUUUGAAAUCUACGAACAUUGGUGAGUUGGAAUAUGGAGUUUUUUCGCAUCAAAAUAAAUUACGAUUCCUUGACAUCUCCUUCAACCGUAUGGGAAAAAUUUCACUGGAUAUGCUCCUAGCAGCAACAAAUUUAGAAUCGUUGUUCAUUGAUGGAAAUAAUAUCACAGAAUUCGCUUACAAUGACCUGAAAACUGCAUUCACUCACUUCAAAAGAAUUAGCAUCGGAGACAAUGACUUUAAUUGCACGUUUUUGGCACAGUCAAUAAAGCAGUUGAACAGGUAUAACAUUUCAACUAUUGGUUUUUAUGGAAAUAAAGUAACGGAUUCGCAUAACAUUAACGGUAUUCGUUGUAAAGAUAUAAAGGAUUCGUUUACACCGGCAUGGAUGCCAAGUGUUAUAUCAACUGAUAACGGAACAACUGAUGCAAUAAACAAUGAAGUCAAUGUCAGGUUGGAUGCAGUCAUUCAACAAGUGGAGAAACUGUCUCAGAUUAUAACGGCAAAUGAUAAAAAAUUUGAGAAACUUUUCGAAGACAUUACUGCUGUGAAACAACAAAAUUUUAAAACGAACACCGACAUUCUCGACGUGAAAGCAGAAAUAUUGAAAAUUGAAUUAACCAAGAAUACUAAUUCGACGAGCUCUUCUAACGCAAUGUGGACGCAAAUCAAUCAACUUAGCAACAUCACUCUAGAAAAGCAGCAAAUUAGUAGUCGAGUUCAAGCGCAAGAGAUCAAUGAGGUAAAGUUUGAGAUUGAAAAGAACAGCCAUAAACUGAACGAUGUCUCUUCGAAAAUGGAAAAAUUAAUGAAAGAAGUAACCGUGCUACAAUCUUCGUCUACUCUAGGUGCAAGUGACCACCCGAAAGACAGUUCAACUUCAAAUUUCGAUUUAAUUAAAAAUGUGAACAUCAUUCUUAUCACAUUGAUUGUGGCAUUUAGCAUUUACAAAGGAUACAAAUUCGUGAAAAACGACCUACCACGUGUCAGGCGAUACAACACAGCAAAUACUUUGCAUACAAACAUUGAAAUGGAUAACAGUUCUUGAUUUUGGAAUGUUAUUUGUGUUUCAUUACUGUAGUCAGCCAACUGUUGCGUUUUUGCUUUUUAUUU